AUGUCGGAUUUCGAGAACGGUCUCAUCGCGAUACGUGCGACCGUUCAAUUUAUGUCUCGGAUAGCAGUGAAUUAUAAGAAGGCCGGCAAGGAGAAAUUUACGAUUACGAAGACUAAGCUUCGCAUGGAGCAAUUACGGGAGCACUGGCAAACUUGCUGUAAGCAGCACGUCGAGCUCCUGCAGGUCGCUGACAAAGACGAUCUCCAACAUGAUUACUUCACUGACGACGAAAUUAGCAAAGCUGAAGCGGUGUUCGAGGACUCGCAAGAUUUCUUAGCAGGCCUACUCGACAAACAGGAGCUACGUACUCCAUCUGACGCUGAUCAGAGUUCUAUCAGCGUCCAUCACCCGUCUGGUCACGGGUCAUCAGCCUUCGCGCUACCAAGGAUCACCAUUCCAGUUUUCAAGGGCGAAAUGACCAAGUGGGAGAGCUUCCGAGACACCUUCCAGGCUUUAGUCGGCGCCCACGAAACUCUCUCGGACGCGCAGAAGCUACACUAUUUGAAGUCGUUCAUGGACGGGGAUGCUGCGCUUCUGUUGAAGCACAUCACGACUUCUGACUUGAACUACGCUGGAGCUUGGCAGAUUUUGUUGGAUGAGUAUAACAACGCACGGUCUCUAGUCCAUGCGCAUAUUCACGCGUUCGCGAGUCUCACUGUAAUGAAGACCGAAAACGCUGCCGAAUUAAAGCUGUUGCGCGAUACUGUAACCGCGUCGUUAUCGGCAUUAUCAAAUUUAGGCCGAGAUACCGAUCAAUGGGACGACUUGCUUGUGUACAUCGUCACUCAAAAGUUCAGCUCGCGUACUCGUACCGAAUGGAACUUGCGUUUAGGCGCGUCAACCGAUUACCCUACAUUUAAAACACUUCGCGAAUUUAUUACGGAACGUCUUCGCGGCUUAUCUGAUCUUGUGCCUCUUGUAACUAAUUGCGCUACCGCCGGCUUGUCCGCGCGUUCCGAUAAAUCGAAUAAAAUCAAGGCAACGGUUCAUAACACUACGGACCGUAAGUGUCCUUGCUGUCAGGGGAAUCAUUUCCUGUCAUUUUGUCAGACUUUCCGAAAACGGUCGCUAGACCAACGCGGGCAGCUCGCUAGACAAGCUCGCGUCUGCUUCAAUUGUUUAAGACCCGGGCAUUUUCCGCUAAAUUGUCCAAGUGAGAAGCGCUGUAACUCUUGUCAACGCGCUCACCAUUCAUUACUUCAUCGCGACAACAUCGGCGUAGCAAUCGCCGACGCUACGGAUCGAGAAGGUACGAAAUCGCGACACGAAUCCGCGGCAAAUAAAGCGUGCGAAGCACAAGGCGCAUUUAAUGACGCCUCCACCAACGUAGCGACUAAUUAUACCGUAUCUCUAGGUGCGCGAUCUCAAGCUCCGAUUCCCGUCCUUCUCGCUACCGCUCGGGUCCGACUUCACACGGUUGAAGGACGAACUGUACAGGCCCGCGCUCUCUUCGAUCAAGGCUCGACAUAUAGCUUUAUUUCGGAAGCUCUCGCACAGAGAUUACGUCCGACGCGACGUCGCGCGAAUUUACACAUUACCGGUUUCGGGGAAGAAUACUCUGGCAUCGCGCGAGCACAAACGAGUCUUCUACUCGAAUCGUGUCUCCGUCCUGGAUCACGACUGCCGAUUUCAGUAUACAUUUAUCAAAAGAUCACGGCUUACGCAGCUACUCAAGCGUUUUCCGUCGACGAUUGGCCUCACCUGAAAGGCUUAGAACUCGCGGAUCCCGAUCCGUCAAAUAAAGAAAAUAUUGAAGUAUUAAUCGGAGCCGACCUCUAUGGUUCAUUGCUACUCGGGCCAAUCCAAAGGGGGCCUCCCGGUUCCCCUACGGCGCAGUUAACGUCGUUAGGUUGGAUAGUUUCAGGCCCGGCAAAGUCAUUGGAUUUAGUAUCGCUUCAGGAAGCGACGGUUAUGUCUUGUGUGGCCGCUCCAUCUCUAGACGAGCUCAUUCAAAAAUUUUGGGAAACGGAGGAGAUUCCCUCUAAAAUCAUUUACUCUCCCGAAGAGGAGCUAUGCGAAACGCAUUUUAGUCAAACCCAUUCGCGGAAUGCGGACGGCCGUUAUAUUAUUCGAUUGCCAUUCCGAAAUAAUCAGCCUCCCGUUCUGGGCGAUAGUUAUAAUCUCGCUCAACGGUUGUAUUCCAAAACGGAACGACGAUUACUUCGCAAUAGCGACCUUGCUGCGGAAUACAAUAAAUUUCUCGCUGAAUACGAAGUUUUAGGGCACAUGGAACAGGUUCGCGAUUCCACCUCGCGCCGUCGGCCUGUUUAUCUCCCUCACCAUCCCGUGAUCCGGGAAAGCAGCUCGACAACCAAAGUGCGCGUUGUAUUUAACGCUUCGAGUGUCACGUCCAACGGCUUUACUCUGAAUGAUUGCUUAUUAGUUGGGCCUAAGCUUCAAAACGAUCUCGGCGGAGUUUUGCUGAAUUGGCGUUUCUAUCGUUACGUCUAUCUGGCGGACAUUGAAAAAAUGUUCCGUCAGAUCCUAGUACAUCCCGACGAUGUAGAUUACCAGAGAAUCGUCUGGAGACCGAAUCCGCAAAGUCCGGUCCUAUCGUACCGUCUCCUCACGGUUACAUACGGCACGGCUAGCGCACCGUAUCUCGCGAUCCGUGUUCGACAUCAGCUUGCCGACGAUGAGUCUCGUCGCUUUCCGCAAGCUGCAAAAAUCCUUAAAAAUUCGGCCUACGUGGACGAUCUCUUAUUUGGUGCGAAUGACAUCGCGUCCGCUAUACAAUUGCGCGCUCAGCUUAACGAUUUGAUGCAUUCCGGCGGAUUUCACUUGAGAAAAUGGGCGGCUAACGAUCCACAACUCUUGUCAAUUAUUCCAUCCGGCGAUCACGAGUUAUCAUGCGAUCACGCAUUUGAAGAAAAUACAAGUCUAAAGGUCCUUGGCGUCGCUUGGCGCCCGACCGACGAUGUAUUCUUUUUUCGAACCACAGAAUUCACGGAAUCGCGAACCACGAAGCGGACCGUCCUAUCAUUUAUCGCGCGGCUAUUCGACCCUUAG
Molecule: messenger RNA, 3009 nt
Organism: Nylanderia fulva
Lineage: Eukaryota; Metazoa; Arthropoda; Insecta; Hymenoptera; Formicidae
Source: RefSeq, a predicted model, not a curated record